Lycium barbarum (goji berry) is the source of this 2517-nucleotide messenger RNA. RefSeq lists its product as uncharacterized. The coding region runs from base 1 to 2517 and encodes 838 amino acids. NCBI's taxonomy places the organism in Eukaryota, Viridiplantae, Streptophyta, Magnoliopsida, Solanales, Solanaceae. The record is from RefSeq and is a predicted model, not a curated record. The transcript has 7 exons.
AUGGCAAAAUCUGCUUACUAUAUAAAAUCAAAGGAUGGUGGUGUGUAUCAGAUGAGCACAUUGUUAUAUGAUACUAAGUUUAAAGUUGAUGAGGAGACAACAAUGGCCAUGGCUUGGAUUUCUUUCCCGAAUCUACUACCAACAUUCUUUGUGAAGAAUGGCUUGUUUUCACUUACCUCAGUAGUGGGCAAGCCUUGGCAUUUAGAUAUGGCCACCAUUAAUAAGACUAGGUCUUAUUGUGCUAGAGUCAAAGUCUUAGUUGAUCUUGGUGUUAAAUUGCCAAAGGUUGUUAACAUGAAGAUUACAGAUGAAAAGAAUGGGAAGUCUCGAUUGGUUAAGGUGCAAAUCCAAUAUGAUGUUUUGUCAAAGUAUUGUAAAAAGUGCAAGCUACAAGGUCAUAAUGAAGAGGGAUGUAGAAUUAUACAUCUUGAACUUAGAAGAACUGUAGUUGAGGAGGCAGAAGUGGAAGGUGAAGCCGAGGUUCAAAAACCAGUAGAUAUAGGAAAUUUCGAAAACAGGAAUUAUAGGAGGCCAGCAACAAUUUUGUCUAGUGGGAAAGUAGUUGGAGAUCCAGAUGCACCUUGGUUGGUUGGAGAAGAUUUUAAUGUUGUUCUUAAUGAAGAUGAGAAGAUAGGUGGAAAUCCUGUAAUUCCACAAGAUUAUGAGGAUUUUGUAUUUUGUAGCAAUUCAUGUGAACUGUUGGAAAUUGCUUUUAAAGAGAGUCCUUUUACUUGGUGGAAUGGAAGGGCAGGUGAUGAUUGUAUCGAAAGGUUGGAUAGAGUUGUCAUUAACUCACUGUUGCAGCAAUGGUUUGGUAACAUAGAAGUGGAGCAUUUGUCCAGGACUGGAUCAGAUCACGCCCCUCUCCUCAUUACUCUUGGAACUCAUGCUCCAAACUUUAGGUUCUUGAAACUUUGGAUAGAACACCCCUCCUUUUUGGAUACUGUUAAAGCAACUGGGCCUGAAGAGAGUGAUAGUAAUCCUUUUUUGAGUUUUACAAAAAAUAUCAACCAGAUAAAAGGAGCUUUGUCAGUAUGGAGUAAGGAAGCUUUUGGUGACAUUUUCAAGCAACUUAUCAUUAUGGAGGAUAUUUUGAGAAUUAAAGAGCAACUCUUUGAAGAAGAACCUACAGUGGAGAAUAGAACUGUCCUACAAUUAGCACAAGCUGAAAUGAAGAGAUAUCUGCAUAAUGAAGAAGAAUUUUGGAGGCAAAAAUCUGGUUAUACAUGGUUUACAGAAGAAACUGAAGAAAAUAUAGCAGAUGGGGUACUCAACUUCUUUCAUAAUCAGUUUGCACAAAAGGGAUCUAAUUAUGACUUUAGCAUGCUCAAGCACAUUCCUAGAUUGGUGUCUGAUGAAUGCAAUGAUCAGUUGUGUGCCUUGCCUAUAUUUGAAGAGGUAAAAAGAGUAGUAUUUGAGCUUAAGGGUGACAGUGCUUGUGGUCUAGAUGGAAUUUCAGGUACAUUAUGUCGUGCAAGUUGGGAUAUAAUAGGUGUGGAUGUCUUUAGGCCUAUCAGCUUAAGAAAUUUUAUCAAUAAGGUGAUUUCAAGAGUGGUACAUGGGAGGCUUGAUAGUAUUUUAUCACAGUUGAUAUCCAGUAAUCAAUCAGGUUUUGUUAAAGGAAGAACUAUUAGUGAAAAUGUAUUAUUUACACAAGAACUAGUGACUGAUAUUAGGAAGAGAGGAAGACCUGCAAAUGUUGUUAUAAAGAGAAUAUGUGGAUCAGAAUUGGAGAUUGUUAGCCAACAAUUAGUAUUCUGUAUUGUUGAAUGGUCAAUCUUUGGCUUCUUUCAUCCUACUAGAGGAGUAAAGCAAGGUGAUCCACUGUCACCUGCUUUAUUUGUACUAGAUGUAGAAGUUUCUUUAGAGAUGAUUAUGUCUGUAUUGAAGGAAUAUGAGAAGGUGUCAGGGCAGUUGAUUAAUAGGUUUAAAAUUUCUUUCUAUAUGCAUCAGAAUACAGCAGCUUCUUUGUUUCAACAGGUUGAAAACAUUACUGGAUUUUCUAGAGGUGGCCUAGGAUUCAGAUCUUUAUUUAAUGAGUCUAAGGUCUUGUUUGCAAAGAUGUGGUGGAGGUUCAGAAUAGAAGGGACUAUAUGGGCCACUUAUAUGUGGAACAAGUAUUGUAAAAGGAAAAUUCCAACUCUGGUACAAUGGAAAGGAGGCUCACAACUUUGGAAAAACAUGUUGGAGGCCAGAGAUGCAAUUGAACAGGAUAUAUGGUGGAAACCAAGAGAUGGCUCAGCCAACUUUUGGUAUAAUAAUUGGACCAAACUAGGUCCUUUAGCUGAUCUCAUGCCUUCAAAUUUCCCUAUAAAUGACAAUAUACAAGAGGUGAAGGAUGUGAUGAUUAAUGACAAGUGGAAUGUUCAGAAACUACAACAAACUGUGCCUGAAGAUGUAGCAGAGCAUAUUACAAGAAAAUGUUGGAGAGAUGAAGUUACACUAACAUACACAAGCCUUGGUGGCUACCUACUAGUAGUGGCCAGUUUACAGUGGGGAGUGCAUGGGAGAAACUAA